AUGCCUCAACCACCAAUGUCCAACAUUAUACAGGACCAUUUCACGGAGAAAGCGCCAAGUUUCAUCAAUAAAGCCAGGUCCAGAAUUGCCGAACCCGUUGUUGCUGCUUUCAUAGCCGGAGGAGUCGCGGGUGCGGUGUCGAGGACACUUGUAUCACCACUCGAACGUCUCAAAAUCCUCCUCCAGAUUCAGAGUGUUGGCAGAGAAGAAUACAAAUUAUCCAUAUGGAAAGCGCUCGUCAAAAUCGGAAAGGAGGAGGGAUGGAGAGGCUUCAUGCGCGGAAAUGGCACGAACUGUAUUCGCAUCAUUCCUUAUUCAGCGGUUCAAUUCGGCAGCUAUAAUUUCUACAAGAAGUUCGCUGAAUCUUCGCCAAAUGCCGAAUUAUCAGCCAUGCAGCGGCUUCUUUGUGGUGCCGCUGCCGGCAUCACAUCCGUGACAAUUACUUACCCUCUUGAUAUUGUCAGAACUCGACUCUCUAUCCAGUCAGCGUCAUUUGAAGCUCUCAGUCACCGAGGGGUUGGCGAGCAGUUACCGGGCAUGUUUACCACAAUGGUCUCGAUAUAUAGAAACGAAGGCGGUAUUGUAGGUCUUUACCGUGGCAUUGUGCCUACCGUUGCUGGUGUCGCUCCCUAUGUUGGCCUCAACUUCAUGACGUAUGAAUCGGUCCGCAAGUAUUUGACCCCUGAAGGUGAUGCGACACCAGGACCCCUGCGUAAACUACUUGCCGGUGCAGUUUCUGGUGCAGUAGCACAAACAUGCACAUACCCAUUCGAUGUUCUCCGACGGCGCUUCCAGAUUAAUACAAUGUCUGGGAUGGGAUAUCAAUAUGCAUCAAUCACGGACGCCGUAAGGGCCAUUGUGGCGCAAGAGGGCUUGCGUGGCCUGUUCAAAGGAAUUGUGCCAAACCUUCUCAAGGUGGCUCCCAGUAUGGCUAGUAGUUGGCUCAGCUUCGAGUUGACCCGGGAUUUCUUAGUGGGUAUCGACUUGGACCGCCACCAUGUGCGCGGCACCCAUCGCAAGGCGCCCAAGAGCGAGAACGUUUACCUGCAGGUCUUGGUGAAGCUUUACCGCUUCCUCGCCCGUCGUACGGAAUCCAACUUCAACAAGGUCGUCUUGCGCCGCCUUUUCAUGUCCAGGAUCAACCGCCCCCCCGUUUCGCUCUCGCGCAUUGUUUCCAAUGUGACCGACUCCCACAAGGGCAAGACCAUCGUUGUGAUCGGCACCAUCACUGACGACAACCGUCUUCUUACUGUCCCGAAGCUGUCCAUUGCAGCCCUUCGCUUUACUGCUACUGCUAGGGCCAGGAUUGAGAAGGCCGGUGGUGAGACCUUGACUCUGGACCAGCUUGCUCUGCGUGCCCCUACUGGAGCGAACACUCUCCUCCUCCGCGGACCCAAGAAUGCUCGGGAGGCAGUGAAGCACUUCGGUUUCGGCCCCCACAGCCACAAGAAACCCUACGUCCGCAGCAAGGGACGCAAGUUUGAGAGAGCCCGUGGACGCAGAAGGUCUCGCGGUUUCAAGGUGUAA
This is a messenger RNA of Aspergillus piperis CBS 112811, 1527 nucleotides long. Its product is annotated as solute carrier family 25 member 42. The coding region runs from base 1 to 1527 and encodes 508 amino acids. Gene Ontology annotation, biological process: translation; transmembrane transport. The transcript is spliced from 8 exons. Gene Ontology annotation, cellular component: ribosome. The record is from RefSeq and is a predicted model, not a curated record. NCBI's taxonomy places the organism in Eukaryota, Fungi, Ascomycota, Eurotiomycetes, Eurotiales, Aspergillaceae. Gene Ontology annotation, molecular function: structural constituent of ribosome.